Molecule: messenger RNA, 1826 nt
Organism: Theobroma cacao (cacao)
Lineage: Eukaryota; Viridiplantae; Streptophyta; Magnoliopsida; Malvales; Malvaceae
Product: ALBINO3-like protein 2, chloroplastic
Biological process (GO): protein insertion into mitochondrial inner membrane from matrix
Cellular component (GO): mitochondrial inner membrane
Molecular function (GO): protein binding; membrane insertase activity
Source: RefSeq, a predicted model, not a curated record
AGAAAAAAAAAAAAAAAAACCUUUUCGAGGUUUACAGUAAGUCUUCUAAAACUCUAGGCAAUCGGGGCCUUCCUUUCCCUCGCCAAUGGGCAAUGGCGACUUCCAUGAUCCUACUUUCCCACCUCCGUCCUUCCGGUCGUCUCUCCACUCUCUCUCUCGCGCGUGUCUCUCACCUCCCUUCCCUCCCGGCACCUCUAUCUCACCCCUACUUUUCGCCGUGCCUCUGUCCAUUCGCCCCUUCCAUCGCUCGAUCCUUCUUUUCUUCGGCCGAUAACGUUGAAGAAUCAAUCCUUCCGGUUCGUGCGAUCGUUUCGUUGCUUGAUGGUUACCAUAAUCUCACUGGCUUCCCUUGGUGGAUUACUAUUGCAACUGCCACUGUGGGUAUGCGAUUUGCAUUGUUGCCAGCAGUUAUUAUUCAUCUUCAGAAGUUGAAAAGGAUUGGAGAGUUAGGUCCUAAAUUGCCUUCUCCAUUGCCAUCAACUAUGUCAGGAAGAAGUUACAUAGACCAAAUUUUACAUUUCCGGAAGGAAAGAAAGGCAAUUGGAUGCCCUUCAUUUUUAUGGUUUCUUGCUCCCUUCUUCACUCAGGUCCCGUGCCUUCUUUUAUGGGUGACCAGCAUUCGCAGAAUGUCAUUGGAUAAUCAUCCUGGGUUUGAUAGUGGUGGUGCAUUAUGGUUCCAAAAUUUAACUGAACUUCCUCACGGUGUUUUAGGCCCUAUCUUUCCGUUUCUGAUUGCUAGUUUGCACUACAUCAAUGUUCAGAUUUCUUUUGGGACAUCUUCAGUUAAGAAAGCUGAUCCGCUCUUGGCGAAAGUUUACAAGUUCUAUUUGGAUUUUCUGACAUUGCCCUUUUUUGGUAUCGGUUUCUUGAUUCCCCAGGGAAGUCUAGUCUACUGGGUUACCAAUAGUUCACUAAGUCUUAUUCAGCAAUUAACCCUCAAACACCCUGCUGUUCGUGCAAAGUUGGGCUUACCAGAUAAGGAUGCUCUUGCAACAGUUGAAAAUUCUGAAGAAAGUAGUACAGCAGGAACACCAUCUGUGGAGCCACCCUCAAAGCAACGCAGAAUUGCUGUUCAAAACUUAAGUCCUAAAGAACUGCUUGCACUUUCAAUCAAACACUUGUCACGAGAGGAAAAAGAUCUAGCAAUUUCAUUGCUAAAAUUGGCCCUUGACAAAGAUCCUGAACAUGUAAAAGCUAUGGUUGUCAUGGGGCAGACUCUAAUGCAAAAGGGACUGCUGGUGGAGGCUAGUGAAUAUUUAGAGCAUGCCAUUUCAAAGCUCUCUCUCUCUGGCCAUCUGACAGAAGUUGAGGAUGUUGAUCAUUUAAUUCUAUCAUCUCAAUGGGCUGGUGUUGUCUAUAUGAAACAGGGUAAGAAGGCAGAAGGACUUGCACACCUGGAAAGAAUUGCAAAUUUGAAAGAGCCGGAGGAUCCCAAGAGCAAAGCUCAUUACUUUGAUGGAUUGUUGUUGCUCUCAAGUGCUCUUCUUGACUCAGGGCGUAAGGCUGAAGCAUUAAAGUUUUUGCGCUUAGUUGUUGCUUAUAAUCCUAAUUAUAACUAUUUAUUGGAAGAAGUAGAGAAUGAAGAAGAUAAUUUUGCUAGCGAUCUUGUUAACAGUAGGAGACGAGAUUACUGAUUUUUUCCACAUAAUUGUAUCAUUAUUUGAGAUGUAUUCAUUUGUUUGUUUGAUUCUCCAUAAUUGAAUUAUAGAAUAAAGCCUCAGCCAAGUAGGCUGCCCCCUGUAUGUUUAGCACCAGCAAUUUUGGGGACCAUAUUUUCUGUCUUCCAUAUAUUCAAUGCUAGAAAAAUUUUUGGUGGCCGUACGAAA